UGAGGGGACAUCAGCUCGCUCGUCGCUCCUCCACACGCUUCCAGCCACACAGCCAUGCUUGCUCGCUAACUUCGUGCGCUGAACCAUGAUAGAAAUGUUAUAACCAUAUUUGGGGGCGCAUGAUUACUAUAACUGCAUGAUCUGUCAUGACGUAAUAUUGUCUGACUAUACGUAGGGGUAUGAUAAUUUCUACGUGGUGUCCCAGUGUCCCUUGUGUCCCUGUGAUGUGUGUGGUGUUGAUGACAGCGGCCUAGGGGGGAGCUAGGGGGCCUGCACCUCCUGCUACCUUCCUUUACCCCCUGGGCUGGAGUUUGUCUCUUAACUACUGGUGUCGGUGUUGGUGUGUGUUUUAGGGAGGGGGUGGGAGACACCUGGACCCGUAACCGGUGUCCUGUGUUGUAGUGCUCGCCUCACCCUCAGGGCGUCUGUGCCUCAUGGAUUGCAUGGCAGAGGUGAUGCCAAGGGGCCGCUGCAAUACGUGGCCCCCACCCAGCCAGGAUGACCUCUCCCCCCAUCACUACUUUCCACCUACGCCCGUGGCACCCCAGCAUGCCCACCAAUACCCAGUGCUCGGCGAUGGUGCCGGCUGCUCCAUCACGCCGGCGUCCGUGGUGCCCCCCGCCAGUAGCACCAAGAAGGGCGGCAGCACCCGCAGAAACGCCUGGGGCGGCAAGAGCUACGCCGACCUCAUCACCUCGGCUAUCAAAUCGGCGCCCGACGGCCGCCUUACUUUGGCUCAGAUCUACGACUGGGUGGUGGCCAACAUUCCCUACUUCAAGGACAAGGGCGACUCCAACUCCUCCGCCGGCUGGAAGUUCCGUGUGCGUUGA
Messenger RNA from Procambarus clarkii (red swamp crayfish), 830 nucleotides. The record is from RefSeq and is a predicted model, not a curated record. NCBI's taxonomy places the organism in Eukaryota, Metazoa, Arthropoda, Malacostraca, Decapoda, Cambaridae.